UUACCGGAUUCUGGCUUCGGAAAUCUACUGGCAAAACGUUUGGAUCGCAACGGCGUGAACGUCAUCGCAGGAUGUUUGACGUCAGAUGGUGCAGCAGCGUUACGUAAUGCGUGUUCACAGACGUUAAAGACGGUAGAGUUAGACGUAUCGAAAGAAACAAGCAUCAGACAGGCCAAGGAACGUGUCCUUAAACUUCUACCAGCUGGAAAAGGGCUGUGGGCGCUGGUCAACAACGCUGGCAUUUCGGGAACAGUCGGUCCUAUAGAAUGGCAAACCCAGGCGGACUACCGGUCGGUGAUUGAAAUAAAUCUUUUCGGUGUAAUAUUCGUGACGAAUGCUUUUCUGCCAUUGGUAAGACACGAACGAGGGCGUGUGGUCAACAUGGCGAGCAUCAUAGGACGGUUUGCUAUGGCAUGUGGGCCGUAUUCUGCGGCAAAAUAUGGAGUGGAGGGGUUCUCGGACCAGUUACGACGGGAGUUGUAUAAGACGGGUGUGACGGUACAUAUCAUCGAGCCAGGCUACUUUCAGACGGGAAUCGUCAGUGAGGAGAGAAUGAGAAAAGACAUUGAGACAAGAUUUCAGAAGUGUGAUAAGGAGCUCCAAGAGUACUAUGGUGAAACAUUCAAACUUGAAACUCAACAGAAAUUCUGCUCACUUUUGUCGCUGAUCAUGUCGCCAAAGAUUCACAAAGUAGUAGACGCUUAUGAUCAUGCCGUCCUGUCUAUGUUUCCUAAAAACAGAUAUGUCGUUGGGUUUGAUGCCAACAUUCUUUUCCGCAUCUUGUGGAAUCUCCCGGAAUGGCUGUCUGACUUUAUUGUCACAAGACCAAUGGCAACACCCGCUGGAGCCAAGAAAUAACUAAGUAGCUUAAUAAAUUACAUUUUAAAUCUAUCUUUUCUUUGAAUGCAUUCGUCAUUGAACCAAACUGUAUUCAAAAUAGAAUUAAAAGUUUUCCUUAUGUGCCCUACAUUAAUGCGGAUAGUGUUCUGUACAAAUUAUCACAGCUAUUACAGUUUUUGCCAGAGUAUAGAAUAUAAGGGGACACGUUGACAAAGGAUAAUACUCCAGUAAGUGACUAUCAAACACAGUUCAAAAUGGUAUAUACAAUGUUUAUGUCCCUCAGUCAAUACUGGGGGACAUUGUUUGUGCCCCGUCUGUUGGUUGGUUUGCGUCAAACGUCAACAUUGGCCAUAACGUUUGCAAUAUUGAAGAUAGCAACUUGAUAUUUAGCAUGCAUGUGUAUCUCAUAAAGUUGCACAAUUUGAGUGGUGAAAGGUCAAGGUCAAUGUCAUCAUUCAAGGUCAAAGGUCAAAUAUUUGAGUGGACCUGAUGUUUUUUACAUGAAAUUAUGCAGAUAUAUUUAACCGAUACCUGGACAUUGUAUUCAUGUGUUUAACCUUUCUGUAAUGAACAUGUCAUGUGUUUAAUGAUGCCUUAUUUUACACUAUAAAAAUCAUUACGUAACAUUAAAACGUAAUGUUAAAAAAACUGCUUGUGAGUAUAUAUGUGCAUGUUAUGUACUUGACUUUGUUUCUGAUUUUUAUAGACAUUUCCAUGAUUAUGUGUGUGGGGGGUUUUAUGUACAUAAAAUGACUUGGUUAAUAUUGACCUUUCCUUUCCUGUGCAGUGUUGAGUUGUUUUUUUUUCUUAAUUGAUUAUUAAGCACUGAUAGAUGCAGAACACUUGUUUUAUUAUUGAAUAAAUCUUGAAUUAAAACAUUAAUAUGCAUAUGCAAUUCAUAAUAUUAUUCUCUCGAUUGUGAGUUUCCUGUACCCAUUAAUUCAUGAUUGAAACUAACAACAACAGCUAGAAUAAUAUUACAAAUAUGAAAAUCCUUUUCUGCCUUCAGGAAAAACUAUUCAUGGUUAGAGGUGAAUUAUUGAAAUUAUUAUUGAAAUUAUCAGGAAAAUAAUUCCAUAUAUAUAUCUCACUUGCCUGACUAAGGAUGAUUUUGUAUGUUAAAAACACAUUUAGAAAUAUAGCUUCAAAGUAUCUAAUUUCACUGUUACCGGGGUAAUCAUAAUAAUUCAUCAUAAAUGUGAAAAUAAAUAACAGUAAAUGGUAAAAUACACUGACAAGUCACAUACCUGUUAACAUUAAAUAUUGAUUUAACAAAUGCCUUGCCUGCUUAUUAUUAUUAUUAUUGCCUUGGGUUUCCUUAUUCGUCUUUUGCGAAACAAUGUCUGGAGGUUGUUGAUUGAACCCAGCAAACAUUUGAGACGAACGUCUUUGUAAAAACAUAAUUUUAAAUUGUUUAGCUGAUUCUAUUCUAAGCCUUUUAUUUACGGAAAUGCGAUUUUCUGGCCGAAAUUUCCUUUUUUCCGUUGACAUUUCAAAAUAAAAAAGAGGAGAUUAUACGUGAUGCUUAUGAGCAAUCUCUUUUAAAACAAUCUUUCACCAGACAUCUUCGACAGUUAUGCAUGUUACAGAGCUUCAAUCUAUAUGUUCACCAGGUAUACGCACUUUUAUGAUGGCGUAGUACAACAAUGAAUAACUUUUUUACAGUUUGGCCAAAUAACAAUUCUUAAAUAAAAUAUCAGAUUAAAAAAAUAAAGUAUGCAUUAUGUUAUUAUAAACAAAAUAGCAUCAUAUCAUAGAAACCUUAUUUAAAAAAUAUGUAAUCGUUUAUUGUUAUCAAUCCAAUUCGAGGAAAAUAAUACAACUUUUAUCAAGAUUUUUAUAAAUAUCCAUAUCAAAAGACUGCGUGCUAAAUUUGUAUUUCUCUCGAUGCUGCUUCUUGAGGUAACCGUUUUGAACCUCAGGUACAUGUAAUGUCCCUUCUAAGAGUGAGGCAUUCAUAUUUCAAUUUAAUCAUUCAAGGAAUUAUUCGCGUUUCUUUACUUGCGGUAUUUUAGUAAAAGCUCUCUACUGGAGCCAUAUUUGCUACCCAACUCCAAAUUUGCACACUAAAUGUAUUCUUAUAAAAGCCGCGAUUUAAUAUUAAAUUUCUAUGUGAUAUUUAUUUUACUUCUGCUCAUAUCGGAUCGUCACUGACAUCGUAAUCCAUUUGCUUGUGAUUUGCUUUGCCCAAACGCCGAAAAGUAUAUAUGUCAAAAAACAUUUGUCCGCCAUACUGUUUACAGCCUGUAAGUUGUAUAUAAAAACGUGAUUGCUAACUGAACGCUUAUAGAAAAACAUUAAGCCGCGUCAACGAGGUUGAUUUAUGUCGUGAAACAUUUAUUAUCAUUUUAAUUAUUUAAUUAUGGUUAUCUUAAUAAAGCAACGUUUCAGCUUGUCUGAAAAAAAAGUCGUAAUUUGUGGUCUGUGUAAUAUAAGAAUUAAGUAAAGCUGUGUAACAUUUCAAUUUGGACGAGUCUCAAUAUUUUGUUGAACUGCACAUGCGUUAAUGAAGAGAUCUGUUAACGUUUUAUUACUGUAGCGUAGCUCAGAACUUAUCCUGGCCGCGACGAAAUUAACGAGGUGUAGCGUACUUCAAUUAAUAACGUGUUGCGUAAUUUACAAUAAAGGCAAUUAACACUUUAAUUUUACGGAUUGUUGAUUCAUUCGUAUAAGAACGUUUGAUGAAAUUUACCACAAUGUCAUAGAGUAAAACAACUUCAAUGUGUGUAACUGUUUGUUAUUCAAUACACAAUAAUUGUCUGCCAAAAAUAAUGUUGAUUGCAAGCUUUCUGCCGUAAGCCUAAAUGUUCAUAUAAAGUCAAUAACCAGUCAUGAAUAUAUGCUGAAAUCAUUUACACAGAAUUUAGCUGGCUUUAUAUACUGUAAAGUUAGACGGCUGUUGAUUGUAUAAUAAAGGCAAGUACUGCAUCUUAUGCAACAACAAUGUCUACGUAAAUACUGUGCAUGUUGAAUGUCGUAUGGUCAUACACAAAAGCACACAAUGUUACACAGAUACAUCUGCAAAUAAAAACUUUCGAUGAUAAA
Molecule: messenger RNA, 3885 nt
Organism: Dreissena polymorpha
Lineage: Eukaryota; Metazoa; Mollusca; Bivalvia; Myida; Dreissenidae
Product: retinol dehydrogenase 7-like
Exons: 5
Molecular function (GO): oxidoreductase activity
Source: RefSeq, a predicted model, not a curated record